AUGGGUAAUUUUAGAUUUCCAAUUAAAACCAAGCUUCCACCAGGAUUUUUGAAUGCUAGAAUAAUUAGAGAUAAUUUUAAAAGACAACAAGUUGCAGAAAAUGAAAUUACUGUAAAGGCCCUAAAAUAUAUAUCUAGAAAUACAGCAUUACCUCCAAAGGCUAGGUUAGAGGCCCAGUUACAAUUGAGUGUUAUGCCAAAUUAUACCAGAAUGACUCAAGUGAAAAACAGAUGUAUUGCCUCAGGUAGUGCUAGAUCUGUGAUAACUGAUUUUAGAUUGUGUAGAACUCAAUUUAGGGAGAAGUCAUUGGCUGGUGAGUUACCAGGUGUUAAAAAAGGUAUCUGGUAG
This is a messenger RNA of Vanderwaltozyma polyspora DSM 70294, 348 nucleotides long. RefSeq names its product mitochondrial 37S ribosomal protein uS14m (gene MRP2). Lineage: Eukaryota; Fungi; Ascomycota; Saccharomycetes; Saccharomycetales; Saccharomycetaceae. The record is from RefSeq and is a predicted model, not a curated record. The coding region runs from base 1 to 348 and encodes 115 amino acids. Gene Ontology annotation, molecular function: structural constituent of ribosome. The transcript has a single exon. Gene Ontology annotation, cellular component: mitochondrial small ribosomal subunit; ribosome. Gene Ontology annotation, biological process: translation.